GCCGCCGCCGCCGCCGCGUCUGCUGCGAGAUGGCAGUCUUGGGCGCGGAAGGCUGAGGGUGCCGGCCGCUGGAGGAGGCGCCGCAGCGGUGGCCGCCGGGCUGCCGAGAGCCGACAGCUUCGCGCCGGGUCUGUCUCCUCACUAGACUAUGAGCUCCUUGAAAGGAGGAAUCGUGUUUUACUCAUCUUUGUAUCCCCAGUGUCUGGCACAAUUCCUGGUACAUAGUUUAAGCUGAAUUUUGGGACAUGGCUACUGCUUCUCCAAGGUCUGAUACUAGUACUAACCACAGUGGAAGGUUACAGUUACAGGUAACUGUUUCUAGUGCCAAACUUAAAAGAAAAAAGAACUGGUUUGGAACAGCAAUAUAUACAGAAGUAGUUGUAGAUGGAGAAAUUAAGAAAACAUCAAAAUCCAGUAGUUCUUCUAAUCCAAAAUGGGAUGAACAGCUACUUGUAAAUGUGACCCCACAGACUACUUUGGAAUUUCGAGUUUGGAGUCAUCACACUUUAAAAGCAGACGCUUUGUUAGGAAAGGCAACAAUAGAUUUGAAACAAGCUCUGUUAUUACACAACAGAAAAUUGGAAAAAGUGAAAGAACAGUUAAAACUCUCUAUGGAAAACAAGAAUGGCAUAGUUCAAACUGGUGAAUUAACAGUUGUGCUUGAUGGACUUGUAAUUGAACAAGAAAAUCUGACAAACUGCAGCUCAUCUCCAGCCAGACAAAUACAGCAAAAUGGUGAUGCCUUACAUGAAAAUGUAGAGUCUUCAACAAGGACAGCUACCAGGUUGCCUAUUGAAAGUACUAAUGAAGUAGAAAACCACGUACCUGAAAACACCCUUGUCCAAAACUCAUGCUGUUCACAUAUUGUUAAUGGAGACAACACAUCUUCAUCUCCGUCUCAGGUUGCUGCCAGACCCAAAAGUACACCAGCUCCAAAACCACUCACAUCUGAGCCUGCCAAUGACACUGUUAAUGGAGAAUCACCCUCAUCUGCACCAAUUGAUAAUGCUUCCUCUACGGGUACUGUAAUAGUAUCUGAGGAAACCGCCUUGUCUUCAAAUUGCACUACUACUACUGUUGAAGAUCCUCCAGUUCAAGAAAUACUGACUUCCUCAGAAAACAGUGAAUGUAUUCUGUCAAACAGUCCAGCAUUUGGUUCUGAAGCUAGAAGUACGGUUGAUUCUGCCAUCUCUAGUUCUGAGAAUAAUUCUACUUUUGAAGCAGCAAAAUCGAGACAGCCAGAUGGUUAUGUGGAAUCUUUACGUCAGCAGGCUGGAAAUGUCAGCACAGAAACUUUACCUUCGGGGUGGGAACAAAGGAAAGAUCCUCAUGGUAGAACCUAUUAUGUGGAUCAUAACACUCGAACGACGACUUGGGAGAGGCCACAACCUUUACCUCCAGGUUGGGAAAGAAGAGUUGACGAUCGUGGAAGGGUUUAUUAUGUGGAUCAUAAUACCAGAACUACCACCUGGCAGCGGCCUACCAUGGAGUCUGUUCGAAAUUUUGAACAGUGGCAGUCACAGCGGAACCAAUUGCAGGGAGCUAUGCAACAGUUCAACCAACGAUACCUCUACUCGGCUUCAAUGUUAGCUGCAGAAAAUGACCCAUAUGGGCCUUUGCCACCAGGCUGGGAAAAAAGAGUUGAUGCCACAGACAGAGUUUACUUUGUGAAUCACAAUACAAAAACCACCCAGUGGGAGGAUCCAAGAACACAAGGUUUACAGAAUGAAGAACCCCUUCCAGAAGGCUGGGAAAUUAGGUAUACUCGGGAAGGUGUUAGAUAUUUUGUUGAUCAUAAUACAAGAACAACAACAUUCAAGGAUCCACGCAAUGGGAAGUCAUCUGUAACUAAAGGUGGUCCCCAAAUUGCUUAUGAACGCAGCUUCAGAUGGAAACUUGCUCACUUCCGUUAUUUGUGCCAGUCUAAUGCGCUACCAAGUCAUGUAAAGAUCAAUGUAUCUCGGCAGACAUUGUUUGAAGACUCCUUCCAACAGAUUAUGGCAUUAAAACCCUAUGACUUGAGGAGGAGAUUAUAUGUAAUAUUUAGAGGUGAAGAAGGACUUGAUUAUGGUGGUCUAGCAAGAGAAUGGUUUUUCUUGCUUUCACAUGAAGUUUUGAACCCCAUGUAUUGCUUAUUUGAAUAUGCUGGCAAGAACAACUACUGUCUACAAAUAAACCCAGCAUCAACCAUUAAUCCAGACCAUCUUUCAUAUUUCUGUUUCAUUGGUCGCUUUAUUGCUAUGGCAUUAUUCCAUGGAAAGUUUAUUGAUACUGGCUUCUCUUUACCAUUCUACAAACGUAUGCUAAGUAAAAAACUGACUAUUAAGGAUUUGGAAUCUAUUGAUACUGAAUUUUAUAACUCUCUUAUCUGGAUAAGAGACAAUAACAUUGAAGAAUGUGGCCUAGAAAUGUACUUUUCUGUUGACAUGGAGAUUUUGGGAAAAGUCACUUCACAUGACCUGAAAUUAGGAGGUUCUAAUAUCCUGGUGACUGAGGAAAACAAAGAUGAAUAUAUUGGUUUAAUGACAGAAUGGCGUUUUUCUCGAGGAGUCCAAGAACAGACCAAGGCUUUCCUUGAUGGGUUUAAUGAAGUUGUGCCCCUUCAAUGGCUACAGUACUUUGAUGAAAAAGAAUUGGAGGUUAUGCUGUGUGGUAUGCAAGAAGUUGACUUGGCAGAUUGGCAGAGAAAUACUGUGUAUCGACAUUAUACAAGAAACAGCAAGCAAAUCAUUUGGUUUUGGCAGUUUGUAAAAGAGACAGAUAAUGAAGUAAGAAUGAGGCUAUUGCAGUUUGUCACUGGGACCUGCCGUUUACCUCUCGGAGGAUUUGCUGAGCUCAUGGGAAGUAAUGGGCCUCAAAAAUUUUGCAUUGAAAAAGUUGGCAAAGACACCUGGUUACCAAGAAGCCAUACAUGUUUUAAUCGCUUGGAUCUACCACCAUAUAAGAGUUAUGAACAACUAAAAGAAAAACUUCUUUUUGCAAUAGAAGAAACAGAAGGAUUCGGACAAGAAUGAAUGUGGCUUCUUGUCUUGGAGGAGCUCUUGCAUUUAUUCACCCCUGCCAAGAAAAAUUGCACAGAUAGUGUAUAUAAAUAAGCUGUUCAUUCUGUACAGUGAAUUUUCUGAACCUCUCAAAGUAUGUUUUCCAUUUUUCCACAGAAAUAUGCAAAACAUUCAUCAUUUUCUACUUUAUUUAUUGUUCCCUUAAAGUGACUAUAAGGAAAAAGAUCAUCCUUAAAUUUUGAAGCAAGAAACUUUAAAAUAAGUAUAUAUCUAUAUAAGCAUUUAUGAUAGUAGCUCUAGUUUUAUAGAGCUCCAAGUGUAUUAAACACGACAGCUGUUCAUUCAAAACUUUGAAUUUGCUUUACCUUGUUUCUAUUAUCCAGGGGGGAAAGUGCAAAUUGUUCCAUGUUGUUCUCCCUUAUGUAACAUCUCCUGAGGGUGUUCAGUUGCAUGGCUAUUCAGGAAGGUAUUAAGGGCUUUGGCCAAAUUUUACUCCUAAGUAUGUUUUAAAAAGUGCUGCUGGCUUUUCUCAAGACAGGGAUGUGAACCUGUCAUUUUGUUUUAAAUAAAAUAGUAGAAAAUUUUUCUUCUUUGUUAAGCACUAAUAUGGUCAAAGUAAUGAAUGAAACCUUAACUUAAAUCAAGUCAUAAACUAGAUCCAGUGCCAUUUAUUUUAUUAUAGAGAUUGGAAAGAAUUCAUAGAGCAGUAUAGGAGUUGGUCACAUGUUACUUUGGGAUGUUGGUUAUUUGUGGAAUUAAGAGUAGGCACUUCUGUACUUUUUAAAUCUAUGAUGUUCAUAUAAUUUGACACUUAGGAAUAUAUGAAAAAUGUGAAUUUUCACUUGUGUUUAAGGUUUAUAAAACCAGAUAAAGAAUCAUUUAAGCAUUUGGGCACUUAAGCAAAUGUGAGUCUAAUGAUUCUUGAUUUUUAUUAAAUUCAUGAAAAUUCUGUACAUCUGAAUUAAAUCUGUUGCCCUUAACUACUCACCCCCUUUCUACAUUGUCAUUUUUGUCCUAACACUUCAUUAAAAAUAUCUGAUGUGAAUGAUAUUAAUGCUGCUUCAGCAAACUGGGCUUCCUUAUUAAUACAGAGUUAUAAUUUUCACUUGUAACAAUUUCAAUAUGCACUGUAAAUUUCUUUUAAGUUUAUAGCCAUGGACUUGACAUCUCAGAAUGUUACAUGUAACAUUUCAUUGCUUAGUACUUACUGAAAUAGUGGUAUACAAUUUAACAUCUUUGAAGAUUGUUUCACCAAUUUUUUUCCCCAAAAUAUUUACGCUGUUUUCUGCGUUUUUAGCCAAAAUUCAGUGAAGAUGAAAUAAAGACAGUAAUCCACUUGGUUGAAUACAUUUCUUCCCAAAUUCUAACUACUGACUCUGGUUAUUUUUAAGCUUAAAUAAUCUAUGGCAAACAGGCAACUAUAAGUUCUAUUGCAUAACGCAUUAUACAAAAGGAGGUUUAUCUUCAACCAAAUUACUUAAAUUAUACCAUAAGAGAGUUAAGUAUUAGUUACGUAGAUGGCACCACAAAUGUAAUUCAAUACAGAUGAGAACACCAUUUAGCAACUUAAUUGAAGUCAUGUACUCAAAGGUGCCAGCCUCUCCCUACCCUCACAGGAAUUGUUAUAAAGAAACCAAAGCAGCUUUCUGGAGAAUCCUUUGGAGACCUUAACAGGGCCUUUCAAUUUUGAUAGGUUACAGAGGCCUAGACCCACAGGCAUAAAUCUACUCCAUAACAAAGAGAAAAUCUGAGAAAAUGUGGCCCAUUUUUUUUCUCCCUACCCUGUUCAGUGCUGUACUAGUUUAGCCACAGAAAUCAGAAGAAACCCACUGUGCCCAAAGACAGUUCACAAAGAAAACAAGACAAGUAGAGAGGUUCAAAGAUAAGUUUAUACUGUUAGAUCACUUUGCCACUGUCACUACCAGUAAACUCAACCUGGGGACUGGAUCAUAGACACAAUACUAAUUUCAUCCAUUAAUAGUCUUCCAGGAGAAGCUACAAAUUAUACCUUUAGUACUUCCUAGGCAGUUAAGGCUGAAAGAGGAUUAAUAAAAUCUACUACCCUGCAGGUCCGGGGUUUCUAAUCCAGAAUACUAGACUGGCAAGUGUCAACAAAAUUAUUACUCAGUUUGUUUCUAUUAAAAAUGAAUCCUGAUGGCUCUAGAAGAUAGUAUAGUGGCUACACAAAAAUCUUCUCAUGCCUGAAGCUUGGAGGUGCCAGGUUCAGUCACUCAUCACUGUCAGACUGAGCUGAGCAGUGCUCUGCUAAAAACGAAAAAAAGGCCAGCAAAAUAACUCACUUGCAUAGCGUGCUGCUUUUGUCAAGUGUACGACCCUGGUUCCAGCCCGACCCCCACCGCUUUGGAGAAAGCUUUAGUGUGUUCUUUUCUUGCUCAGUAUUUGGAUGUCAGCCCAGAGUAGUAAAACUCUGGAGAUGGCCCCUACAUUCUCCCCCUCCCACAAAAAAAUUUAAAAAGGACUCUUGACUGAUGAGUUGGAUCUCGACAGAGGCUGUCCAUGUAUUUGAUAGCAAACUGUAAUUGAGAUUCCUGGGAAUAUUUUACCUCAUGGAGCUGUGUAGAUGCUAUGCUACAUAGACUGCUACUGUAAAGUUAUCUCAAUGAAACGAGAUGUGAUAGUGAUCUGAUGGACACCUAUGGUUCUGUUCUACAGCUUCCAAAUAAAUUGGUGUGAAAUUGA
Erinaceus europaeus (western European hedgehog) is the source of this 5702-nucleotide messenger RNA. RefSeq names its product WW domain containing E3 ubiquitin protein ligase 1 (gene WWP1). The coding region runs from base 246 to 3014 and encodes 922 amino acids. Lineage: Eukaryota; Metazoa; Chordata; Mammalia; Eulipotyphla; Erinaceidae. Gene Ontology annotation, molecular function: protein binding; ubiquitin protein ligase activity. The transcript has 25 exons. The record is from RefSeq and is a predicted model, not a curated record. Gene Ontology annotation, biological process: ubiquitin-dependent protein catabolic process.